GAAAUCGAAACUAUGGGUGAUUAUACUUUGGCACGCACUCAUUCCUUGAUGUCACUUCGACCUCGUACUGCAGUUUUGGUUACAAGAACAAAAUCUUAUCCAAAUUUGACAAGCUAUAUCGCAGUUUCCAGCAAAUAUAAACCACAGUGGCCUUAUCGCUAUUAUAAGGACUGGGAUUUAUAUGAUGAUUAUUGGUACGAUCGAUAUUACUACUUUAGUCCACUUUACAAAAGUACGUUAGCACCACGUCGAUAUUAUUACAGUGAUUAUUUGCCAAAUCCAUAUUAUUGGAGUUGGCCAUACAGUUAUUGGACCCGUUACAAAGGAUAUUGGUACGAUUACGAUUAUCCAUCGUUUUUCCGCAGAUAUUAUCUUGAUGGAUAUCCUCGUUAUACUUAUGGGCCUUAUUAUUCAAAUUUGGCGGAUACUUUAACUACUUCACUCCAACGAGGUUUAUCUUUAUAUCGCUCCGGGCUUAUACCAUAUUCUGCAUUCGAUCGAUACUGGUUAACACCGUCUUAUUGGGAUCGCCGUUUCAAGGUUUGUUGA
Dracunculus medinensis (Guinea worm) is the source of this 549-nucleotide messenger RNA. The record is from the annotation of a GenBank genome assembly. NCBI's taxonomy places the organism in Eukaryota, Metazoa, Nematoda, Chromadorea, Rhabditida, Dracunculidae.